Molecule: messenger RNA, 4080 nt
Organism: Candidozyma haemuli
Lineage: Eukaryota; Fungi; Ascomycota; Pichiomycetes; Serinales; Metschnikowiaceae
Gene: SMC4
Product: condensin subunit
Exons: 2
Coding region: 1-4080 (1359 amino acids)
Biological process (GO): mitotic chromosome condensation
Cellular component (GO): chromosome
Molecular function (GO): protein binding; ATP hydrolysis activity; ATP binding
Source: RefSeq, a predicted model, not a curated record
AUGAAAGCACACAAGCCACGUGAUGGGCCUGUUCAGGAAGAACCACAACAGCUGGACCAGCCGGACGAGACGUUUAUAAAUAAUUCAGAUUAUGACAAUUCGACUAUGAAGCAGGAAGCGUCAGAUCACGUCCAGUCUGAUGAAUCCAUGGAUGAGGAAGAUGGAGAUGGAGAUGGAGAUGAAGAUUUGAAUAAUUCAACGUUUGUGGAUGCCAACGGGGGCGAGGAAGAUAAUACUAAGGUGGAAGAGGAGGAUGAAAAUGUCACUUUGGCUGAACUUGAGGACCUGAAGAUCUUGCCUGAGGAGAACCAGAGGGAGAAGGAACCGGUGGCGCCGCUUCCACUGCACCCGCCGUCUUCACGGGAAUCCACUACGAAACCUGCCUUGGAGUUGAAGAAGGCUGUCAAACAGAAGGACGAGAUCAAGCCCAGGUUGGUGAUCCGCAAGCUUAUACUCACCAACUUUAAAUCCUACGCUGGCGUUCAGGAGAUUGGGCCUUUUAAUGCAUCUUUUUCCGCUGUGGUGGGGCCCAACGGUUCGGGAAAGUCUAAUGUUAUCGAUUCGAUGCUUUUCGUUUUCGGUUUCCGUGCCCUGAAAAUGAGACAGGGUAAGCUUUCUGAGUUGAUUCAUUCUUCGGAGUCUGGCCAGAAACUUGAUUUUUGUCAGGUUGAUAUCCAUUUUUGCCAUGUUAUAGAUGACCCCGUUGAUCCGCUAGCCGCUUCUGACGUUUCUGGCUCCGAAAUCGUUAUCAGCAGAAAAGCUACAAGAGGCAAUACCUCUCAGUACUACCUUAAUGGCAGAUCCAGCAAUUACACAGAUGUUACACAGUACUUGCGUGACCAGGGAAUUGAUCUAGAUCAUAAACGUUUCUUGAUAUUGCAGGGUGAAGUGGAAUCCAUCUCGCAGAUGAAGGCCAAGGCCGAGAAGGAGAACGAUGACGGUUUGUUGGAGUACCUAGAAGAUAUUAUUGGUACCAGCAAGUAUAAGUCAUUGAUAGACGAGAAUCUAGGCAAGAUGGAUGAGCUUAAUGAAGUUUGCCUAGAGAAAGAGCAUAGAUUUGAGUUGGUUGAGAACGAUACGAAUAUUCUUGAGGAAAAGAAGAAUGACGCGUUGCUCUUUCUAGAAAAAGAGAAGCAGCUCACCAAUAAGAAGUCGGUCAAGUUUCAGGUAACCAUACAUGAGAAUCUGCUGUCGCUUUCGAAGUACGAGAAGACAGCCAAUGAAGUGGCCGAGCAGCUUAGCGAAGAGAAGAACAAGAACAUGGAGCUCAAUAUUGAGGUUGACGAAGCCCACAAAAAGAAGCAAACUCUCCAGAAGCUGAUAUCAAAGGUUAACGAGAAACUUACCCUGGCCAAUAAGAAGCAUAAGACGUGCAAUAAUAAGAAUGUGGCCCUCGAGGAGAGAGUUAAGAACUUAGAGACCAAGGCAAAGAAAAUUGAAAAGACAAAGCAAACUUCUGAAAGAACUUUGUCCUCUUCUUCUCACCAAUUGAAGACUCUCCGAGAGACUGAAGACCAAGCUGCUCAGGAUUUGAGUUCCUUGAAAGAAUCUUUGGAGAAGGAGAGCGCAAAGCUUUUUCAGCUUCGUGAAAAGCUUGCUGAUAAGACAUCUCAUUUUUCGAAAGAAAUUCAGGAGCUCGAAGCCCAACUUCUUCCGGUCAAUGAUAAAGUGAAAGAAAAAGAGAGUGCUAUUCAACUUAUCAAGUCGGAGCUUGAAAUGCUUGAGGAACAAUCCAAAAGAACAGACCGUCAGCUUCAGCAGGCUUCCCUGAGGCUCCAGGAAAUAAAGAAAGAGGGUAAAGAGAAGGAAGCCGAACUAGACUCAUUAGAAAAGAAGCUUGGCCACAUCAAGGAGCAAAUACUCUUGGGUGAGGAGCAAUGUGAAAACUCGAGAAAGCUGCUUGAAAAGAAGAAGCAUAGACUUAAUUCUGCCCGUCAGCAAACGCAAGACGCUAUUAAUGCGGUUUCCAAUACCCAAAACAAGAACAAGGUCUUAGUUAGCUUGACGAAGCUUGCAAAGUCGGGUAGAAUUUCAGGUUUCUUUGGUCGUCUCGGUGACUUGGGUCAGAUUGACGACAAGUAUGAUGUUGCCAUCUCUACUGCAUGCCCAGGUUUGGACUCUAUGGUUGUUGAUACCGUCGAAACAGCCCAAGCCUGUAUUGAUUACCUCAGGAAGAACAAGCUCGGAUAUGCUAAUUUCAUCUGUCUUAAUAAGCUUCGAAACUUUGACCUCGGUCCUAUCCAAACUCCUGGAAACCCCAUGAGCGUGAAGAGACUUUUUGAUUUGAUCAUUCCAAAAGAUAAGCGUUUCUUGCCAGCAUUUUACAGCAAGCUUUAUAACACUUUGGUCGCCAACAACCUUCAAGAAGCUAAGAGCGUUGCUUAUGGCGCAAAGAGGUAUAAAGUGGUGACACUUGAUGGUAAAGUUGUCGAUACUUCUGGUGCCAUGUCUGGUGGUGGAUCACAUUUCGCCAGAGGUGCUAUGAAGUUAACUUCGAACUCAAAGAUGAAAGAUACAGAAUACUCUGAGGAGGAUCUAGAAAAGAUGAGGUCCGAGUUAGCUUCCAUGGAAGAAGAUGUCACUGAGCUCCAACCUCCAGAGACUGAGUUUUCCAUCAAACGCGUCCAGCUUGAUAUCCAAGCUUUGAUCUCGGAAAAGAAGGAGGUUCUGGCAAACUGCAAAAAGCUUCUUGCGCAAAAGGAAAAUGAAGACGGAUCCUCAGAAUUGGAAGGACCCAUCAAGGAGAAGACGAAAAGCCUUGAGUCUUUAACCGCCGAGAAUGAAAAGCUACAACAGCUGAUGGUGGAAACCGAAACGAGAAUAUCGGCCCUUCAGACCAAAAUUAUGGAUGUCGGUGGUGUCGAAUUGAAGAUUCAAGAUUCUAAGGUUGGUUCUUUGAAGGAAAAGAUCGAAUUGAAUGAAGCCAAAAGCUCACAGAAUGCAAUGGCGCUUCGAAAGUUAGAGCAUGAUACCAAGAGACAUACGAAGAUUGUUGAGGAAAGCGAGAAAGAGCUUGAAUCAGCACACGUUGAGGUUGAAAAAAUCAAGGAGGACCUCUCCGUCAGUUUGAAAGCUAUAAGAGAGAUUGAUGACGAAAUUGCAUCCCUUAUGAAUGAACGUACGGAGCACGAGUCUGAGCUUGAGAAGGUCGCCGAAGAGGUUGAGGAUCUUAAUGCUAAGAUUAAUGAAUUCAAAUCGGUGGAGAUUGAGCUCGAGAACAAGCUUGAAAAACUCAACGGAAUCGUCCGCAAAUGCCAGUCUGCUGUUGAAGUGGCCAAGCGGGAGAUCCAGAACCUUAUUGUUCGUGAUUGUGGUCCAUAUAUUGAUUGGAUGCCAGAAGAUGAGAGAACUAAAUACGAAAGUUCUGACAUUGAACAGCUUACUGAGGAUGCCAUCGAAGACGUGAACAUUGCCAAUGUCGAAGAGGAAAUUGAGACGCUCGAACAGUAUAUGAAUGAUGUGAAGGUUGAUAUUGAGGUGCUCAAGGAAUACGGUGAGAAGAAGAAGGAGCUUGAGAUUCGUCGUGCUGAUUUGAACGAAACGGUUGAACAACGUGAUGGAGUAAAGAGCUACUGCGAGGAGCUCAAGAGAAAGCGUCUUGACGAGUUCAUGGAAGGAUUCAACACCAUCUCAUUGUCCUUAAAGGAAAUGUACCAGAUGAUCACCAUGGGCGGUAAUGCUGAGCUUGAUUUGGUUGACAGUUUGGACCCCUUCUCGGAAGGUAUCAUGUUCAGUGUCAUGCCACCUAAAAAAUCGUGGAGAAACAUUUCUAACCUUUCUGGUGGUGAAAAGACUUUGAGUUCUCUUGCUCUUGUGUUUGCUUUGCACAAAUACAAGCCUACACCGUUAUACGUCAUGGACGAGAUUGAUGCUGCUUUGGAUUUCAGAAACGUCUCCAUCGUUGCCAACUACAUCAAGGACAGAACCAAGAACGCUCAGUUUAUUGUUAUCUCGUUGCGUAACAAUAUGUUCGAGUUGGCACAACAGCUUGUGGGUAUCUACAAGGUUGAUAACCGUACAAGAAGUAUCUCCCUUCAGAACAAGGACUUCUUGAAUGAAAAAGCGGUGAAAACUUUAUAA